This is a messenger RNA of Rhodofomes roseus, 1518 nucleotides long. RefSeq lists its product as uncharacterized. Bases 1 to 1518 code for a protein of 505 amino acids. Gene Ontology annotation, cellular component: nucleus. The record is from RefSeq and is a predicted model, not a curated record. The transcript is spliced from 8 exons. Gene Ontology annotation, molecular function: protein binding; histone methyltransferase activity; zinc ion binding. NCBI's taxonomy places the organism in Eukaryota, Fungi, Basidiomycota, Agaricomycetes, Polyporales, Fomitopsidaceae.
AUGGCAAACAAACCUCCGCGGAGAAUGAACUCUCGACUGAAGGCGGCCACGAUCAACCCCAAUCGAAUCUCUUCUCCGGCCGAAUCGUCCAUGCGGUCGUCGAAGAACAAGACAGUAGCGAGGAAGAUGUUCCUAUCAUUCAUCUCAAGCAAAGGAGUCGUAGCAAAGCAGCUAGGUUUGAAGAGUCAGGAUAUCCCCCCACAUCUCCCUCACCGUCGCAAGGCGAAGACUCUGAACAGGAAAUUGCAUCCUAUCUGGAUAUUGCCGAGGUUGAGGCCCCGCAACAAGUCCCGUAGCACAGCGCCAUCGGGAGACUCUCGCCGUGCCUCGCGUUCUCGUCGUUCCACAAGCACCAAUAGUUCCUCCGUCGGGCCUGUGGAGUUGAGCGACGAGUUCGAUCCCACCUUCGCUGAACCUCGCAUAGCAAGUCCUAGUGACGAGCCCGAAUGGCAGCCAACCACCCUCGAGCUCGUGGCGAAGAAAGCCGGCUUCCAGUCUCUCAGCUGGCAGAAGGAUCAUCGUCGGAUCAUGAAGGAAUUCGCUAAUUAUUACGUCUUGGCUAAGGACCUUCCUCACGAACUACAGGACCAAAUCAACGCUCUACAUCCGCGGGCACGCAAGGAAGGUGACAUGCAAGUCAAGCUGUUCGAACAGGCGAUCAUAGAGAACACGUUUGAAGACGAACCUCACGCGCCUCCCAUCUGCAUCGUCAACGACAUCGACGAUGAGCUCACACCACCUUUCGAGUUCCACUAUUCUAACCUCAUGUGGCACGGUUCAGGUGUGCCGAAGCCAGACAUAGUGAACUUGCGGGGCUGCGGAUGCCUGGGACCCUGCGACCCGAACUCAAAAACUUGCUCAUGCCUAGCACGUCAGAAGGAGCACCACCCCGACGGGUUCUUAUACCAAGAAGGCAGGAACAAGGGGCAAUUGAAGGCACACGGGUACCCUAUUUUUGAAUGUAACGACUUCUGUGGCUGUUCAGAUGAUUGUUCCAACCGGGUGGUGCAACAUGGGCGAAGAUAUGCUAUCGAGAUUCGUAAGACCCGACAUAAAGGAUGGGGUGUAUUUGCUGGCCCAAAAAGGAUCCCUAAGAAUACCUAUCUGGGAAUAUAUGCAGGGGAAUACUUAAUGGAAGCUGAGGCAGAAGUCCGGGGCAUCAUCUACAACAAGUUUGGGCGCACAUACCUUUUUGAUGUAGACUUCUACUAUCUGAGGGAAGGGAAGGAUGAUUGGUCUUCCCAGUACAGUGUGGAUGCCUACCAUGCUGGAAAUAAUCAUAGCUGUGACCCAAACUGCCAUAUCAACCCUGUCUAUAUCAAUGAGGCCAACCUGGACAAGCCACUGUUGACCAUCUUCACCCUCAAAGAUGUUGCUCCAGGAGAAGAACUGUGCUUCUCUUAUUAUGGUACUGAUGAUGAUGAAGAGGAGGUUCAGAACAUGGUUGUAGCUCUCAAUGCUCACAAAAAAUGUCAAUGUGGUGCAAGGAAUUGCAAGGGGAGAAUGUGGAGGGAAUGA